Messenger RNA from Sciurus carolinensis (gray squirrel), 1938 nucleotides. It is a transcript of the gene Rcc2, whose product is annotated as regulator of chromosome condensation 2. NCBI's taxonomy places the organism in Eukaryota, Metazoa, Chordata, Mammalia, Rodentia, Sciuridae. The record is from RefSeq and is a predicted model, not a curated record. The coding region runs from base 166 to 1728 and encodes 520 amino acids. The transcript is spliced from 13 exons.
GCAUUUGUUCUGGAAGCUCGUAUUUACAUUUUAAGUGUAUCUGGUGAGUGGGCUGGAGCCCUCGUCUGGGCCGGAAAAAAAAAAAAGGAAGCCCUCCGGUCCGUCCUUUAGUUGGUCUUCUUCCUUUUUCUCUUCGGUUUCACAUCACUCCAACCAGCCGCGACCAUGCCCAGGAAGAAGGCGGCGGCGGCCUGGGAGGAGCCGAGCUCGGGCAACGGCACGGCCCGCGCGGCGCCCAGGAAGCGCGGCGGCCCGGCGGGCAGGAAGCGCGAGCGGCCCGAGCGCUGCAGCAGCAGCAGCGGCGGCGGCAGCAGCGGCGACGAGGACGGCCUGGAGCUCGACGGGGCCCCCGGCGGCGGCAAGCGCGCGGCGCGGCCGGCGGCGGGCAAGGCGGGCGGCGCGGCGGUCGUCAUCACCGAGCCCGAGCACACCAAGGAGCGCGUCAAACUUGAAGGGUCUAAGUGCAAAGGGCAGCUUUUGAUUUUUGGGGCAACCAACUGGGACUUGAUUGGUCGGAAAGAAGUGCCUAAACAACAAGCCGCUUACCGCAAUCUCGGGCAGAACCUGUGGGGACCCCACAGGUAUGGGUGCCUGUCGGGGGUCCGGGUGCGGACAGUGGUCUCGGGGUCGUGUGCCGCCCACAGCCUGCUCAUCACCACGGAGGGGAAGCUGUGGAGUUGGGGUCGAAACGAGAAGGGGCAGCUAGGCCAUGGGGACACCAAGAGAGUCGAAGCCCCAAGACCCAUUGAGGCUCUGAGCCACGAAGCCAUCGUGUCAGCCGCGUGUGGGCGCAACCACACCCUGGCCUUGACUGAAACGGGCUCCGUGUUUGCUUUUGGAGAGAACAAGAUGGGGCAGCUGGGGCUUGGCAACCAGACGGAUGCUGUGCCCAGCCCUGCGCAGAUAAUGUACAACGGCCAGCCAAUUACCAAAAUGGCCUGUGGGGCCGAAUUCAGUAUGAUAAUGGACUGCAAAGGAAACCUCUAUUCCUUUGGGUGCCCUGAAUAUGGCCAGCUGGGACACAACUCGGACGGGAAGUUCAUCGCGCGGGCACAGCGGAUAGAGUACGACUGCGAGCUGGUGCCCCGGCGGGUGGCCAUCUUCAUCGAGAAGACCAAGGACGGGCAGAUUCUGCCCGUCCCAAACGUGGUGGUUCGCGAUGUGGCCUGUGGCGCCAACCACACGCUGGUCCUGGACUCGCAGAAGCGGGUCUUCUCCUGGGGCUUCGGCGGCUACGGCCGGCUGGGCCACGCGGAGCAGAAGGACGAGAUGGUGCCUCGCCUGGUGAAGCUGUUCGACUUCCCCGGGCGGGGGGCGUCCCAGGUCUACGCCGGCUACACCUGCUCCUUUGCUGUCAGCGAAGUGGGUGGCCUGUUUUUCUGGGGAGCAACCAACACCUCCCGAGAGUCUACUAUGUACCCAAAAGCAGUGCAGGAUCUCUGUGGCUGGAGGAUCCGGAGCCUGGCUUGUGGGAAGAGCAGCGUCAUCGUGGCCGCUGACGAGAGUACCAUCAGCUGGGGCCCGUCGCCGACCUUCGGGGAGCUGGGCUACGGGGACCACAAGCCCAAGUCUUCCACUGCAGCCCAGGAGGUGCGGACUCUGGACGGCAUCUUCUCAGAACAGGUGGCCAUGGGCUACUCACACUCCCUGGUGAUCGCGCGGGACGAGAGCGAGACAGAGAAGGAGAAGCUGAGGCGCCUGCCCGAGUACAACCCGCGCACCCUCUGAGGCGGCCGGUCCGCCCUGGCGGCAGCUGCCUUUUCCACGUGCACUGGGACAGGAAGUCAGACGAGGAAUUCCAAGCAAAGUCGACCGAAGGUGCAUUUCUGUUAGACUCCCUGAGGUUCCGUUUUCUAAGUGAUCCAACGUUAACUACCUUUUCCUGUAUGCUUUCCAAAGUGGUUUUCCCUCCAUGUUUAAUUAAAAUAUUUGCUCAUA